Molecule: messenger RNA, 2479 nt
Organism: Porites lobata
Lineage: Eukaryota; Metazoa; Cnidaria; Anthozoa; Scleractinia; Poritidae
Source: the annotation of a GenBank genome assembly
AUGGCACUACACCGGCUUCCUUUAAACCAGUCUCCAAGGGAGAAACACCAGAUCACCAUACAUGCGCGAGGAAAAUCCAUUCAAGGCAGUCCAUUUGACCUUCAGGUUUGUCUUGUGUUGGGUUUUGUUCUAUUAGCUUCCCAAUUUUUGCUGAGAUUUUUAUCGUAUAACGUUUUAGCACUAAUUACUUGACGUAUCGUCCAGGGCAACGUAAUUAAGGUCAAAUUAGUUCGCCCAAAGAGAAGAUGCAGGCUUUCUAGUCCCUGGUCGGCGUUUUCCAGUCACUCUCGGUCAAUUCACUUCGUAUAUCGAGGCAAAGCUUGAACCACGUGACCUGAAACACUUGGGUCGCGCGGAGUAAUGAGGCCUAGGAACUAAGCAAGAUGCAGACUAUGUUCACGACACUGGACGAAUUUUCGACCAGCUGAAAAUUUUGACCGGACACUUUGUUCACACUGGACUGUUCAAAAUUUUCCUCUGUUCACACGGAACUUUGAACGGCUAAGCGUAUAAACUUUUGUACGGUUAAGGUGGCUUUUGGGAACGGAACAACUAAACGCACAAUUUUCAACUGGUCGGUGCUAUGUGAACGUAGUUAUUCCAUACAAGUUCAUUCAGCUAAUCGCAGUAGCCUAUGAAGUGAUAUAUAAGCCACUCUCAUGUUUUUUUAAUCAAAAUGUUUUCUAAGCACUAAAUUUUUAGCGUCGUAAGCCAUGUGUUUGUUUUCCCUCCUGAAUAUGUUUACGCGAUUUUAUCGCGCCAAAAAGCUCAAAAAUUACAUGGUCUUAAGAUACAGGUUUUUCUCCUUUUUGUUUUCUUAUUGUGGCAAUACCUUUCUGUAUUCACAGGUUACUUCAGGUAUAGACUGUACCAAAAUUGGACCAGUGUUGCUAAGGUUUACUCCCAACAGCGAUGACGCAAUGACGAUUCACGAGCCUUGGGGAGUUGCCGAUCCUAACGGGCUGUAUGUCGUCUCAGACCAUCAUAAUCAUCACAUUCAGUGAGAAUUUGGUCUAAAAUGAAUCCGUCUCUUCACCUCCCCUUCCCUCACCAACUAGCACCCUGUGGGGUGGGGGGAAAAAAGACAAAUAACAUUCACACUAGUGAGAAUUCCCCACUUCAGAAACUCUAGGGAGAAUGGGUACAAGCUUUGGGUUGUGAUUUCUGGGAUCGUAUGGGUGGACAAGCCUCAGUUAUGAUUGGUCGAUGGUAUUCAAGGCAACCAUUAACCAAUCAAAAGUAACGCUUCUCUCCAAGAUCCCAGAAAUCUACUGGAAACCAACUUGUACCCUUAUAAUUUCGGGUUUUCAAUUAAAUAAGUUUAGUAUAAAACCAAAUCUCGCAUUCUGAUUGGUUAAAGAGGCGUAAGUAUUUGUGUAAAAUUUUAUACUUGAAAUGCCGGGUACUGAAGGUUGAAAACUGGUAAGCUUGACAUGUAUUAAAACUGUGAAAGGUUUGAACCCAGAAGUCAUUUCAUAAGUAGGUUGAAUAUCAUCGUCGGAUGAACGCAGUCCGGAAAAGGACUGUUGUUGUUGACACUAACUGACGUUUCGACAACCUGUGCGGUAGUCAUCUUCAGAGUGAAGAGAGUUGUAUCACGUCAGUUGAUGGUAUUAAACUCUGGUUAUCAGUUUUACCUGAUUGGCCAAUAAAGUCGCGAUGUUAUUGGUCUUCUGUCAGUUAAGCCAUGAUGUCGUGGCUAUGAAGACUCGUAAUGUCACUGGUGCGUUUCGAUCCGUCUAUCGUCAUAGUUAAACAGUCGUUUAUUGUUGGUCAAACUGUCAGUUGUCCAGCCGUUCUCUCGUAGUUAGUUUUGGUUGACAUGUAUUAGACGUAUUUUACUGCGAAAAAGCUAGAGAACAAAAAAUAAUUCUAACUUCUUUUUACCUAAGAUUUUGACACCAAUGGACGCCUUUUGCACCAGUUCGGCACGCGGGGAAAAGCAGAUGGGCAGAUCUGGUGCCCAGCUGGAGUGUGCAUGAGUGAAAGCGGACAUAUUUUUGUGGCAGAUCCGGCAACCAUAAAUUCAAGUAAGCGAAUGCGCUACUGGGUAGAAACCCUAAAAAUAGAAUCAAUAUACAAUUUGUCCAAUUUUGGUUCAGGAACAGAUGACACCUAGCUAAUUGUUUUAAUUUAUACCAAUCAUGACCCAUUUAAUGGUACUUAAUCUUCCUUGUCUUGAUCUGUAGAGUUAUUUGAUCCCACAGGUUUUUUACAAACGAUGGCCAGUUCGUUAAAGUUUGGCUCUAAAGGUACCGGUCUCGGCCAGCUUAAAGGUCCAUGUGGUCUCGCCUUGGAUUCAAAUGGUCGGGUUAUAGUCGCCGAACGCGACAAUCACCGAAUCCACAUCUUCGACUCCGAAGGCCAGCGGUUAUGCAUUUUUUGGCGUGUGCGGAGAUGGCGAAGCAAAUUCAAUUGCCCGACAUAUCGCCGUCGAUCAAAACGACGACAUUUUUGUGUCGGAUGCUGGAAAUUUUGA